Molecule: messenger RNA, 888 nt
Organism: Caenorhabditis elegans
Lineage: Eukaryota; Metazoa; Nematoda; Chromadorea; Rhabditida; Rhabditidae
Gene: C04G6.13
Product: C6 domain-containing protein
Exons: 5
Coding region: 339-800 (153 amino acids)
Source: RefSeq, marked reviewed
CUUUUUUGAACUGCAAAAAUUCAAAGACACUAAACAUCAUUGCUUGUUAUGAAUCGAAAGAACAGGAUAUCAUUUGGUGCGCAAAAAGCUUGUUGCUGCUUCACCUGUCCGACGCUUGAUCAAAAUUUGUUUCCUUAAUUUCAUCGGCGCUUUAUGCAGGUCUUCAAGCAUGUUACACGUGACUAAUAUAAAAAUUUGAUACUUAUUGCAAUGUCUCCUCCAACAAAGGAUGAAGAACGUUUUUUCGAAUCGGAACAAGAAAUAUUGCGUUGCGAACAGAUAUGCAAGGAAGAUAUAAAAGUGAUCUGAAGCAUGUCACAGUUUGAUCAGACAAUAUUAUGUUUCUACUCUUAUUCUCAUUGAUGCCUAUAAUGAACGGAUGUAUUCCCACUCAGGAAGUUGAACCAAUUACCACUACAACUACAACGACUACCGAAGAUCCAACCACAACAACAGUCCCUUAUCCGUGCUCUGCUUGCACACCAAUCUACAAUACUGGUUGCAUGGGAUAUGGUGUCCCCAGUCCGACAAAUUGGUGUGCUAUUGGAGAAGAUAUUCCAGUGACUUAUACAAUUGGAAUAAAUGAUUACGGGUCUACUGCUUGCCAAACAACGCUCCAAUGUCCUUCCGGAACUAUUGCAUAUUUCGAUCAAUCAGGUACUGAAGUUGAAGGGAAUGAUGGAGGAACUGAUUCUUACUCAAUAUCGUGCGAAGAAGAGGGCAAUUAUGUUGGAAUGUGGAUGACUCAAAUUGAAGCAUUUCCUCAGCCGAUAAAUCUAGUUACUUGUAGGAAUGCUUGAUUAUUAACGUAUUUAAAUAAUAAAAAUAUUUUUUGAAACUGAAGUACAUAUAUCAAGUAUGUAAUCAGGAAUAAACGAGCAGUUUGUU